AAAAGGAAAAUGUCAGUGCCAGACAAGUUCUUUGGCCGUUAUCAGCUCGAUAAAAGCGAGAAUUUUGAUGAAUUUCUCUCCUCGAAAGGUGUCAACUGGUUCGUACGGCAAAUGAUCAAGUUGGCUGGACUCACUAAAAUUAUCUCACAAAAUCAAGAAGCUGGGAAGUACAACAUGGAAAAUCUAACUUCAAAAAAGAACACCAACUAUCAGGCAUGGGAACUUGGAAAAAAAUUCGAAGCUCCUGGAUUGGAUGGAAAUCAACAUGAGAUCACUUUCGACUUCAAAGAUGAAAUCCUUUCGGAGCAUCAUAUUCGCCUGAAUGAACCAGAAACCAGCGCAGAGACUUAUUUCUACACUAUCGACGAUCAAAAUCAACUGGUGAUGAGAAUGGAGAAUAAUGGAAUCGUCUGUCGCCGUUGGUUCAAGAGAGUCGAGCAGAAGUGAUCUGAAUGUUGAUUUGAUGCUUCUCUGUUAAUAGUUAAACCUUAUUUAUAUUAUUGUGAUUAUUUAUUGCUGUGCCUUUUUUGUUAAUUUUACAUUGAGGGUUUGCAUAAUUGUUUAAGUUUUUGAUGAAAAGUUUCAGCUGUUCC
Messenger RNA from Caenorhabditis elegans, 593 nucleotides. RefSeq names its product Fatty acid-binding protein homolog 4 (gene lbp-4). Gene Ontology annotation, molecular function: lipid binding. NCBI's taxonomy places the organism in Eukaryota, Metazoa, Nematoda, Chromadorea, Rhabditida, Rhabditidae. The record is from RefSeq and is marked reviewed. Bases 10 to 447 code for a protein of 145 amino acids. The transcript has 3 exons.